AUGAGGGUUCUCUUGAACAGAGGUCCAAUAUGUCGCGGAUUUCUGCAGUCAUUUCCUCAGUUCCGGCCCUCCUCCCAAUGUCGCAUCCAACUCCGGACGAUCGCGAAACGAGCAUAUGGAAAUCGGGGGGGAUAUAGUGGUCGAUUCCGAACGCCUCCUCGGUUUCGAGGACUGGUGCUUGCCUCGGCGGCGACGCUGAGUCCAAUUGCCUUUGUCCAGAUAUCCGAGGAAGACAACGGGGGAACAAAUGAGACCCAUGAAGGGCGGAUGCUGGAAGCGUCGAGGGAGGAGAUCAGGAAGAAGGUGUCUGAAGACAGUCAUGGUAUAGGACGGAUAUGGGACAAUAUCGUUCUAUUUGCAGACCUGUACAUCUGGGAGCCGGCUUGUACGGGGGCGCGCUUCCUGCAUCUGUUAGUGAUUUUCGUGCCAGUGAUAUUCACAAUACCCGCGAUAUGGAUUGGUCCAAGGCAGAAAGACAGGGACAAUGAGAGGUCUGGCACGAUAUGGUGGUAUUGGUUUCUGGUCAAGUCUAUGGAACGUGCUGGACCUGCUUUCAUCAAACUUGGUCAAUGGGCAGCAUCUCGAACCGACAUAUUUCCGACAGAGAUGUGCGAAGUUAUGUCACAAUUGCAUUCCCACGCUCCAGCCCAUACUCUCCACAAAACGAAACAAAUCAUAACUCGCGCUUUUGACGGGCGUCCAUUCGAGGAUAUCUUUGAGGAAUUCGACGAGGAGCCAUUAGGUGUUGGAGCUAUAGCACAGGUUUACCGGGCCAAACUGAAACCAGAUCUUGCUGCGCCAGGAGACACCGACCUAGAGGAGCCCAGGAACUUACGGCAGAAUGUACAGAAGAAUGUAGACACUCUGCUGAAAAGCACUCCUCACAGAGUGCCAUCUACCUAUGUUGCAAUCAAAGUUCUGCAUCCCGGCGUAGAACGCAUCGUCAGACGAGAUCUGAAGAUAAUGGGUUUCUUCGCAGCGGUUCUCAAUGUCAUACCAACCAUUGAAUGGCUAUCAUUGCCCGAUGAGGUCGAACAAUUUGGUGAAAUGAUGAGAUUACAAUUGGAUCUGAGAAUUGAGGCAGCCAACCUAACCAUAUUCCGAAAGAAUUUCAAGGACAGAACCACAGCGUGGUUUCCAUACCCGUAUACUGCCUUUACCACACGGCAGGUCCUGGUAGAAGAAUUUGCUCAAGGGAUCCCUCUCUCCGAUUUCAUGGAGAAUGGAGGAGGUGUGUUCCAACAAGAAAUUGCAGACGAAGGAUUAGAUGCUUUUCUACGAAUGCUGUUACUGGACAACUUCGUCCACGCUGAUCUUCACCCGGGAAAUAUCAUGGUUAGGUUUUACCAAUCAGCUCAUCCGCAUUUGCCAUUCAGCAAGCAUAAGGAUGAGAAUCCCCAAGAACAACCAGAUGUGACAGAGAAAGUCUUGGCCCGGCUAAGGCCAUAUCGACACAAGAAAGAUACGAAAGCAUGGGAGGCAGAACUACAGAAAAUCGACAGCGAGGGAUUCCGGCCACAAUUGAUAUUCAUUGAUACUGGACUGGUGACUGAGCUCAAUGCAAUCAAUCGCAAGAACUUCUUGGACUUGUUCAAGGCUGUAGCCGAAUUUGAUGGAUAUAAAGCUGGACAUCUCAUGUGCGAGAGAUGUCGACAGCCGGACGCCGUAAUCGAUCAAGAGGUCUUUGCCCUCAAGAUGCAGCACCUCGUCCUCGGAGUGAAAAGCCGGACAUUAGCUCUCGGCAACAUGAAAAUUGGCGACAUCCUAAAUGAAGUCCUCGGCAUGGUCCGUGGCCAUCAUGUGCGAAUGGAGGGCGAUUUCGUCAAUGUUGUUAUAAGCAUACUUUUGCUAGAAGGCAUUGGUAGGAGCUUGAAUCCCGACAUUGAUUUACUCUCAAGCGCAUUACCGAUAUUACGACAGCUUGGUGCACAAAGUGGAGGUGGCAUGUUGAGGCAAGGAGACUUUUCCAUGUUGAAGGUUUGGGUCGGGCUGGAGGCUAGGAAAUUCCUCCAGGCCAGCGUGGAAGACGUCGAGAGAUGUGUCAAAUACGAUUUACUCUCUCCGAAUGUAUAA
Messenger RNA from Glarea lozoyensis ATCC 20868, 2073 nucleotides. Its product is annotated as Protein kinase-like (PK-like). The record is from RefSeq and is a predicted model, not a curated record. Gene Ontology annotation, cellular component: mitochondrion. The transcript has 3 exons. The coding region runs from base 1 to 2073 and encodes 690 amino acids. NCBI's taxonomy places the organism in Eukaryota, Fungi, Ascomycota, Leotiomycetes, Helotiales, Helotiaceae.